This is a messenger RNA of Brassica oleracea var. oleracea, 2241 nucleotides long. Its product is annotated as cationic amino acid transporter 4, vacuolar. The record is from RefSeq and is a predicted model, not a curated record. Gene Ontology annotation, cellular component: membrane. Gene Ontology annotation, molecular function: amino acid transmembrane transporter activity. NCBI's taxonomy places the organism in Eukaryota, Viridiplantae, Streptophyta, Magnoliopsida, Brassicales, Brassicaceae. The transcript is spliced from 14 exons. Bases 256 to 2064 code for a protein of 602 amino acids. Gene Ontology annotation, biological process: transmembrane transport; amino acid transport.
CAUAAAUACACUAUCUAACAGAAAUAUUGAAUAUCUCUUACCAAUGAGAAUCUUGGUUCCAAUCUCAUAAAAGUUAGAAUCGUGCACGCCUCUCUAAGCAUCUCAUACAUUACAGACCCCAUCUUGAGUUAGAGAUCUUGUCCGAGGGAAAAGGUUCACACUUUUUGUAUUCCCUGAGAUUUAAAACCAGAUGGUUUCACUCUGAAUCAAUCGAAAAAUCAAAUCUUUGUAGUGUUUUGUUGCUGUCUGGUUGAUAUGAACAGUGUUGGGAGAAGGAAACAAGUUGAUUCUGCUCAUCAUAUCAAAAAACACGAUGGAGAAGAUCAUCGUCAUCAGCUCGCCAAGAAACUAACAGUUGUUGACCUUGUUGCUAUUGGAGUUGGAACAACAAUAGGAGCAGGAGUGUAUAUUCUAGUGGGGACAGUAGCUAGACAACACACAGGACCUGCUCUUGCUGUAUCAUUCUUCAUCGCUGGUGUAGCAGCUGCCCUCUCCGCUUGUUGCUAUGCUGAGCUUGCUUCUCGUUGUCCAUCUGCUGGGAGUGCUUAUCAUUAUGCUUACAUAUGUCUUGGAGAAGGGAUUGCUUGGUUGGUUGGUUGGGCACUGGUGUUGGAUUACACGAUUGGUGGAUCAGCCAUUGCACGUGGCAUUUCUCCAAAUCUGGCAUCUUUUUUUGGAGGGUCAGACAAACUUCCUGUGUUCUUAGCUAGACAAACUAUUCCUGGACUUGGUAUUGUGGUUGAUCCAUGUGCAGCACUGUUGAUUAUGAUUGUUACAAUACUACUAUGCUUUGGGAUAAAGGAGAGCUCAUUAGUACAAGCAGUUGUAACAUCAGUGAAUGUUUGCACAUUGGUUUUCAUCAUAGUAGUUGGUGGUUAUUUAGCUUUCAAGACUGGCUGGGUUGGCUAUGAUCUUCCUGAUGGUUAUUUUCCUUUUGGAUUAAAUGGGAUUCUCGCUGGAUCUGCUGUUGUAUUCUUCUCAUACAUUGGGUUUGAUACCGUAACAAGCACAGCUGAGGAGGUUAAAAAUCCUCAAAGGGAUCUUCCGUUGGGGAUUGGGAUUGCAUUACUGAUAUGCUGCAUUUUGUAUAUGCUUUUAUCAGUAGUUAUUGUUGGAUUGGUCCCUUACUAUACACUGGAUCCUGAUACUCCUAUCUCCUCUGCAUUUGGAGACAGUGGGAUGCAAUGGGCAGCGUACAUCUUAACAACUGGGGCAAUAACUGCUCUGUGCGCUAGUUUGUUGGGUUCUCUUCUGGCUCAGCCGAGAAUCUUCAUGGCAAUGGCUAGGGACGGAUUGUUGCCAGCUUUCUUUGCAGAAAUCAACCCACGAACACAUGUACCGGUGAAAAACACAAUAGUAAUUGGUGUGCUGGCUGCUUCACUGGCAUUUUUCAUGGAUGUUUCACAGUUGUCCGAGAUGGUUAGUGUAGGAACUCUGAUGGCAUUCACUGCCGUAGCAGCCUGUGUGUUAGUUCUCAGAUAUGUACCACCGGAUGGAGUUCCCCUACCAUCCUCUCAAACUUGGACUGAUAGCGUUGAAAGUAGAGUGCAACCUGAAAAUGUUCUUGAAGAUGGGAUAGAAUCUUCUGAUUCUCCUCUUCUUGGUGAUGAAACCGUUACAGAUGAGAAGUAUUUUGGAAAGAGAAGAAAAAUUGCUGCAUGGAGUAUAGCUCUUGUGUGCAUAGGUGUCUUAGGCCUUGCUUCAGGAGCUUCUGCUGAGCGUCUUCCAAGUUUCCCUCGGUUCACUAUGUGUGGUGUCAGUGCAGCCGUCUUACUUGGAAGUUUGAUUACACUUGGUUGCAUUGAUGAGGAUGACGAAAGGCAUAACUUUGGACACCAAGGAGGGUUUCUCUGUCCAUUCGUUCCAUAUCUACCUGUUCUCUGCAUUUUGAUCAACACCUACUUGAUCAUCAACAUUGGAGCUGGGACAUGGAUCAGGGUCUUGAUAUGGCUGCUUAUUGGAAGCAUGAUCUAUCUAUUCUAUGGAAGGUCACACAGCUUACUGAACAAUGCAGGCUACGUUCCAACGACUUGUACAGGGGAAACAACAGAUCGCCUUGUUUGAGAUGGGUUAUUUAAUAGCAAAGCUGAAUGCGUUGGAACGCAAGUUUUGUUGCAGCAUUUAAAGAGAUGGCACAAGAGUAAACACUUGCCAAUAUAUACAACAUUCAUGUACAUUGUUUAAUUAUUCGAUAUGUAAAUCUCUUACAAUGUCAAUUUCAUCUUUAAUAGUUUGUUCCUU